CAAGGUAAGUUAAAGAUGAUGAUGUAUGCAAACCUGUGCUUUUGUCCUACGAAUAAAUUUGUGAUCCAAGACAUCCUACUCUGAGAUCAGAUACAAGUUCAGGCAUCCUAGCCAUUGCCAACGUCUCACGAGACACUAUAAAAGUAAAGUGCCAAACUUUAUGCUCCUAAUCUCUGUUAAGGACCAAAUAAUCAAAUUGUGAAGAGCAUGUGACUCACCUUGAAAAUUCAAGCAACCGAAAAGAGCAGCUCAGUUUCUUCAUAUUGCUGCCACAAUAGUAGCCCCAAUCUGCAGUAAACAGCACAAGAUCCUGGAAGGGUGUCAAUAAGAGGGCCGCAAGCAGGCAGGACAUGGAUUCAAGCAAGUACAGAUCAAGAGGCUACAGCACAAUGGGAAGCAACACCAACAAGAGGCCACCACCUUACCUCCUCCUGCUGCUUCUGGCACUCGGAGCUGCGGCGCUUAGUGUAGGCAUCCUGCACAAGAUGAGGGAGCGCCGCGUCUUUGCCAUCCUCCUCCAGGAACGUGAUCAGCAGCUUAUCUCCCUUCAAGCUCUCCUGCAGAAAGAACAAGAAAUUAGUAAAGAGAUGAGGAGAAAAUUGGAUGCUUUAGAAGCCAAAACAUCCAUCCUAAGCAUUGAGAGGACAGAACUGAAAAACAAGCUCAUGGAUUCUGAAACCACCACCACAUAUCUCACCAAUACCCAAAAAGAGUUGGAAGCGGCUCUAGUGGAAAAAGAGGGUCAUAUCAACCAAUUGAAAGAAAAUACAGCUGAUUCAGGUCCUGACCAAAUGGCAGCUAUAAAGGAACUUCUGCAGCAAAAAGAAGCUGAGCUUGAAGAGAUCAAGACCAAGUUGCACGACUACAAGAAACCAGAUACAAACAAUGAGAAUACAACUUCGGACACAGUGGUACCUGAGGAUUCUGCAAAUCCUGGUGAUUCCAUACCUGCUUCAGCAGCAGAACAUCAUUCUUACAACAACAGUGCAUCAGAGAGCAACCAAGAUGAGAGCACAGGAGCAAGCACAAACAAUGAAAAUGAAACUGCCGAUAAUUUGGUACUAGAUAAGUACACGAACUCCAGUGAUUCUACACCUGCAUCAACAGAAGAACCACAUCCCUCCGACAGCACUGCAUCAGAGAGCAACCCUCAAGAUGGUUCCUCAGAAGAACACUUUAUAAAGCUUACAACUAACAGGGAAGAUGAUGGACUACAAGACAAAACAGGUGAUGAAAAUGGUAAUUCAGACGAUGCUCUACAGGGAAGUCACUCAGAAAAAUCUGAACUUCCUCAGUGGAGCUCCAAGUUGGCAGAUAAUAAAGACAACAGCACAGAAGAACUAGAUGACACUAGACAGUUGGAGAACCCACAAGGUGACGGCAGCUACGAAAGCAGAGGCAGUAAACUGCUGGAGAAAGAAGUGGAAUCCACCAAAGAAAUUGAACCAAUGAAGGAAACCAACCCUGAGACAGAGCUGGAAACCUCGAAGGAUAGCUUGAGUGAAGCCAACCAAAACAGUACACAAGCUGUUGAACCUGUGGCUGAUCCUGCAGGUGGGAAGCCCAAUAUGUCCAUAUAUAAUGAUGAAACAAAAGAAACAAGCAAGAGACGUAGGCGGAGAAAGUUUAGAUCCAGAAGGAAGAGGAUCAACGCUGCUGCUGCUAAUGUUGAUGGAGAAGUCACCAAAGUAAGGUAGCAAAACCAUAAAUUAGAUAUUUGGGUUUCGAAAAUGACCACAUUGCAACGAUGAAUCGUAUAAGGCAUAGAAAGGAAAACUGCAAAAAACAGUUAAAAGAGAACCGAGAUAGUUGUCAAAUGCUGAAUAGCUCUGAAGAUAAGGAGAGAAAAUAAUAGCUAAGCAGCUUCAGUUACCAGUUUGUAGACAGCAGCAGCACAAAUAAUAUUUCUGCUUUGAAUAUUGCAAAUGGAUUUCUUCCUUGAAAAUAUACUAUCUGUACACUUUAUUUUGUGUAAACACUGUCCUCCAUGAUAGCUCAUCAAAAAGUUCUGUAAGCACUUAAUUUCUCUCUGAGGUUAAACAUAAUGAUCAUUACAAAAUCAUGUGACAGAGUCACAUUU
This is a messenger RNA of Oryza brachyantha (malo sina), 2080 nucleotides long. Its product is annotated as putative leucine-rich repeat-containing protein DDB_G0290503. The transcript is spliced from 3 exons. The record is from RefSeq and is a predicted model, not a curated record. The coding region runs from base 351 to 1697 and encodes 448 amino acids. Lineage: Eukaryota; Viridiplantae; Streptophyta; Magnoliopsida; Poales; Poaceae.